AUGAUACGACGACAGGCAAGACAGAGGCGCGAUUACCUCUACCGCCGCGCACUAACACUUCGCGAUGCCGAGAUAGCAGAAAAGCGUGCGAGACUGAAAGCCUCCCUCGCCACCGGCAAACCGCUCGAUCCCAAGAUCGCCAAUGACAAGAGGUUACGGCAAGACUACAAAUACGACGAGUCCCGCGCCGAUCGAACCACGGAAGAAGAGCUCGAACUAGACGACGAGUAUGCUCACCUCUCCGGCGUCGUCGAUCCCAGAGUGCUCGUCACCACAUCACGGGAUCCCAGCAGUCGACUCGGCAGCUUCGCAAAGGAGAUACGAUUACUGCUACCCACCGCGAUCCGGCUCAAUAGAGGCAAUCUUGUCUUGCCAAACCUUGUCUCAAGCGCAAAGAGCAGCGGUCUUAGUGACGUUAUCCUACUCCAUGAGCAUCGAGGUACUCCAACCGCAAUGACCAUCUCACAUCUCCCACAUGGUCCGACAGCAUCCUUCUCCCUUCACAACGUGGUGCUUCGCGCCGACAUUCCCAACUCCGCUCGCGGCACCGUAUCCGAAUCAUACCCGCAUUUAAUCUUUGAGAACUUCACCACCGCACUCGGGAAGCGUGUUGUCAAGAUCCUGCAGCACCUCUUCCCACCACGAGAAGGUGGGACAAAGCUGGGUAGUCGGGUGGUGACGUUCAAGAACAUCGAGGAUUCCAUUGAAGUGCGGCAUCAUGUCUUUGUGAAGACGGGCUAUCAGAGCGUGGAGCUGGCGGAGGUUGGUCCGCGGAUGACGAUGCGCUUGUUUGAGAUCAGGCAAGGGACGGCGGAGAAUAAGGAGGGUGAUGUGGAAUGGGCGCUGACGCAGUAUACCCGGACGAGCAAGAAGAAGGAUUACCUCUGA
This is a messenger RNA of Baudoinia panamericana UAMH 10762, 888 nucleotides long. RefSeq lists its product as uncharacterized. Gene Ontology annotation, cellular component: small-subunit processome; Mpp10 complex; nucleolus. The record is from RefSeq and is a predicted model, not a curated record. The transcript has 2 exons. Gene Ontology annotation, molecular function: rRNA primary transcript binding; snoRNA binding. Bases 1 to 888 code for a protein of 295 amino acids. Gene Ontology annotation, biological process: rRNA processing. Lineage: Eukaryota; Fungi; Ascomycota; Dothideomycetes; Mycosphaerellales; Teratosphaeriaceae.